Messenger RNA from Brienomyrus brachyistius, 2790 nucleotides. Its product is annotated as salivary glue protein Sgs-3-like. NCBI's taxonomy places the organism in Eukaryota, Metazoa, Chordata, Actinopteri, Osteoglossiformes, Mormyridae. The transcript has 2 exons. The coding region runs from base 42 to 968 and encodes 308 amino acids. The record is from RefSeq and is a predicted model, not a curated record.
GCAGAGCAUAUCCACGGGUGCAAGGCAGGAAACAAGCGAGGAUGGGGCAGCAACCCAUUGCAGGGCGCACUCACACACCAUUCACUCACACACCAUUCACUCACACACCAUUCACUUACACACCAUGCACUCACACACCAUUCACUCACACACCAUUCACUCACACACCAUUCACUUACACACCAUGCACUCACACACCAUUCACUCACACACCAUUCACUCACACACCAUGCACUCACACACCAUUCACUCACACACCAUGCACUCACACACCAUUCACUCACACACCAUUCACUCACACACCAUGCACUCACACACCAUUCACUCACACACCAUUCACUUACACACCAUGCACUCACACACCAUUCACUCACACACCAUGCACUCACACACCAUUCACUCACACACCAUUCACUCACACACCAUGCACUCACACACCAUUCACUCACACACCAUUCACUCACACACCAUUCACUCACACACCAUGCACUCACACACCAUUCACUCACACACCAUGCACUCACACACCAUGCACUCACACACCAUUCACUCACACACCAUUCACUCACACACCAUGCACUCACACACCAUGCACUCACACACCAUGCACUCACACACCAUUCACUCACACACCAUGCACUCACACACCAUGCACUCACACACCAUUCACUCACACACCAUUCACUCACACACCAUGCACUCACACACCAUGCACUCACACACCAUUCACUCACACACCAUGCACUCACACACCAUGCACUCACACACCAUGCACUCACACACCAUUCACUCACACACCAUUCACUUACACACCAUGCACUCACACACCAUUCACUCACACACCAUUCACUCACACACCAUGCACUCACACACCAUGCACUCACACACCAUUCACUCACACACCAUGCACUCACACACCAUGCACUCACACACCAUGCACUCACACACACACUCUUAUGGCCAAUUAAGUAACUCCACUUAGCCUCAGCAUUUUUUGGACUGUGGGCAGAAACUGGAGGAAACCCCACAAUACAGGGAGAAAAUUUAAAUUCGACACAUAUCAAACCCUGGUAGCAACUCAAACCCAGGUUCCAGAGGUGUGAGGCAACAGUGCUAAUCACUGUACCAUCAUUCCACCCCUCAUUUGAAACAAAAAAAGUGGCUUCAUGAACUAUUGCCCAUGCAAACUAGUGCUUGACGUCCCAUGUAAUAUUCAGCUACAGCACGGUAAUUUGAAAAUCACCAGUUUACGUCUUCAGCUGACAGAAUAAACACUUUCCAAGUCAUCAGAGAAGCUGCCAGAACAGGCACUGAGACUGACAUGCAGAAUAACUAAUCCAAUGCUUUUUUUUAAAUAAUGAAUUGCAGGCGUUGUUGUACGGACAGUUACAACAGGGAUUAGUCAUGACCCUUUUUUGCUCACCUAGAAGCAACCAAGUACUUCAUCCAUCCAUCCAUUUUCCAAACCGCUUAUCCUAUUGGGUCGCGGGGGGUCCGGAGCCUAUCCCGGAAGCAAUGGGCACGAGGCAGGGAACAACCCAGGAUGGGGGGCCAGCCCAUCGCAGGGCACACUCACACACCAGUCACUCACACAUGCACACCUAUGGGCAAUUUAGCGACUCCAAUUAGCCUCAGCAUGUUUUUGGACUGUGGGGGGAAACCGGAGUACCCGGAGGAAACCCCACGACGACAUGGGGAGAACAUGCAAACUCCACACACAUGUGACCCAGGCGGAGACUCGAACCCGGGUCCCAGAGGUGUGAGGCAACAGUGUUAACCACCAGAAUUUUUGGUCAUCCUGGAACAACCCGUGUUUUAAUGUAUUUGAAGCAAUAUUUUUACAUUUUCAUUCUGAUUAAGUACUGGUAUAUCUGGCAUACUCAAACUUUUAUUUGAACUAGAUUUUAAGAAAGGAAGUUGCCUAUGGUUCCAUCAGUCCAGUCGAUCAAUCCUGUUUGCUACAAAUUGACAACUCUAUUACUUGGUGGAUUAAAUGUAUUGUGCACUGAUGUGAUUGUAUGUUGUCAUUGCAAAGUAGCCAGUUGGGAUUACUAAAUGCAGUUUUGUCUGUAUUGUUGAUCUCAAUAAUGCCUUAUCACUCAUAUGUAAAUGUGAUAGCUAACGGUCAUACUUAUGCACUUGUUUACCACUUCGAUUCAUUUUUGCGUAGGUGCACAGGACAAUAUUGACCAGGGUCCACCAGGUUUUAGCAACAAUUAGAAGACUGCUGUUUUCCCCUCAACAUUUACUGAUUAUAAUUUUUAAAGUUGGGGCAAAUUGUAUUUGUCAGAAGAGAGGGGGAGGGGUUGUGAAUUGGAAUACCUGUAAUGGUAACCAUGAGAGCUGCAAUAAUACCUUAGCAGUAUAUUUAAAUAUUCUUCUUUAAAAAAAAAAAAAUCAACUAAGGGAAAUUUUGAAAAGUUUUUUGCCAUGAACAAAUCAUAGCAUUUCUACUUGCCUUAUUCGGUAGAGGAAAACGUAACUUGACUUGUUGACUUGGCUACAUCUUCCUUGAAUUGUAAGACUGAAUACUGCACAAUACAAUUUUGUGAAUCUAAAGGGAAAUGUUUAGUUCUCCGGCCAGCCAAGCUGCUGAUUGACUGCAUUGCUUUUUGUUUAAAUGCCCUUGUGAAAUAGUCUCAGCUAGUGGUUUCUCAAAGCCAAGAACUCGUACAAUGUUACGGUCCAAAUUGUGUGGGGAAAGUUAUUUUCAAUGUAAAAUGUUUAAGGUAUACAUAAGACUGUUCUGUAAGGGAAAGUAAAAGUUGCAAUAAAAUGUGUGUUCUGAAA